Molecule: messenger RNA, 866 nt
Organism: Morone saxatilis (striped sea-bass)
Lineage: Eukaryota; Metazoa; Chordata; Actinopteri; Moronidae
Gene: star2
Product: steroidogenic acute regulatory protein 2
Exons: 7
Coding region: 15-866 (283 amino acids)
Biological process (GO): steroid biosynthetic process; regulation of steroid biosynthetic process; intracellular cholesterol transport
Cellular component (GO): mitochondrial intermembrane space; mitochondrion
Molecular function (GO): cholesterol binding; cholesterol transfer activity
Source: RefSeq, a predicted model, not a curated record
CGAAAACAGACAAUAUGCUGCCUGCUGUUGUAAAGCUCUGCUGUGGAAUCUCCUACGCACAUCUGAGGAGUAUGGCAGGACUUCAACGCACAGCUGUGGCAGUGAUAGGCCAGGAGCUCGCACACCUGCAGACAUGGGGGCAGAUCCAACAUCACAUAAGAACACAUGCUGGAUUCAAGUAUACUGAGCCCAAACUUGAAGAUAUAAAGCCUGUGCCAUCAACAGAAGAUCAGCUAUUCUAUGUACAACAAGGCCAGGAAGCAAUGAGGAAUGCUCUCAGUAUGUUGGAGGACAAAGAAGGAUGGAAAGUUGAGAUUGCAGAGAGCGACGGGGAUGUGAUCUGUAGCAAAGUGAUGCCGGGGGCCAGGAAGGUCUUCAGGCUGGAGGCGGUCCUGGAGGCCAGCAUGGAUGAGCUCUACGACCUUUUGUUUGUCAGGGUGGAGGAGAUGCACCAGUGGAACCCGAGCAUACAGCAUAUCAAAGUUCUGAAGCAUGUUGGACCUGAAACAAUUGUCACUCACGAGGUUUCAGCCGAGACCGCAGGAAAUCUGAUAGGCCAAAGGGAUUUCCUGAGUGUCAGACACAGUUGCAAACAAAAGUCGGCCGUUUAUCUUGGAGGAGCAGCGAUUCAGCUGGAGUCCUUUCCACCUCAGGCAGGCUUUGUGAGAGCCGAGGAUGGACCAACCUGCAUCGUCAUUCAGUCUCUGGACGAUGACACAAGAAAAAGCCGCUUCACAUGGCUGCUUAAUAUGGAUGUAAAGGGCUGGCUGCCAAAGUCCAUUGUCAAUCAGGCUUUGCCCCGAGCACAGCUGGAUUUCACCAGACACCUCCGCAGACGUCUCACAGCGGGAGCCACCCUGCGCUGA